AUGUUAGACAGAGGGGGGAUAUCUACGAAAAAACAAAUCAUAACACUCUCUGUUUGGGAUAUAAAAAAGUAUACAAACCUAAGUAUUAAUGAUAUUUUGUUUGUUAAAAAUAUUGUUUCUAAUUCUGUAUGUCCUAAUGUCGUUACUGGAAGUAUUUUAAAAAGUGAAAAUAGUUGUGGACAUACACAUGUUAGCACAGGAUGUAAUGUUAUAGACGGUGUUUUAAAAGGUGGUUUCCGCAGAGGUACUUUAACAGAAAUUUAUGGUGAAAGUGGAUGUGGCAAGACACAAUUAUCCUUACAGGUAGCUCUUAACAAUUGGAGAGAUGGCUGCCUUUUCAUUUGUACAGAAGAUUUAUUCCCAGUUAAAAGGUUUGAAGAACUAAAGAGAGCUCUACCUACAUUUGAUAGUGACAUAGACUAUGGAAAAAAUGUGUUUGUAGAACAUAUAACUGAAGCAAGUGAACUGUUAGCUUGUAUUCGUCUCCGCUUACCAAAACUAUUAGUUAAACAUAAAUUGUCAAUUGUGAUUAUAGAUUCUAUAGCUGCACCAUUCCGGUGUGAGUCAACUAACUACAUAAAAAGAGCAGAAGAAUUAAGAGAAAUUGCUAUAAUAUUAACUGAAAUUGCUCAAAAACAUAACUUGGCUAUACUCUGUAUAAACCAAGUUACAGCAUCUUUUGAUGAAUCCAAUACACUGUUACCAUCUUUGGGAUUAGCAUGGUCGAAUAUGAUUUCUACAAGAAUAAUGAUAAAAAAAACUAUGACGGUAAUUGAUAAAAAAAAUCAGCAUAAUUGUUAUAUGAGAGAAUUAUUAGUAAUGUUUGCUCCUGAUUUAUCUAAUAUGGUGACUGAGUUUGUUAUAACGAGUAGAGGAAUACAACCCAUCAACUUUUCAAAAUAA
This is a messenger RNA of Arctia plantaginis, 903 nucleotides long. The record is from the annotation of a GenBank genome assembly. NCBI's taxonomy places the organism in Eukaryota, Metazoa, Arthropoda, Insecta, Lepidoptera, Erebidae.